Amoebophrya sp. A25 is the source of this 13502-nucleotide messenger RNA. The record is from the annotation of a GenBank genome assembly. Lineage: Eukaryota; Dinophyceae; Syndiniales; Amoebophryaceae.
GUUGAUCCGUUAGAGUUACAUGUGAAUGUGUAGUUAUGUAAAAUAUUCCUUGGUUGUAUUAUUAGCGAGUUAGUUCUUGUCAUACUAGAAAGAUGGCACGUGGAAGCGGCCGGGACUGAGUCCCGCGUGUUGUCUCAUUCGUUGCAGCUCCCCACACACUCAGUUCCUCGAGUUCCAGUAAUCGGAGUAGUCGUCGUGACGAUUACGCUCCAGCAGCCGCAGCCUUUUGAAAAGAAAUCACCAUUGAACAGCUUCGCAGCCGAGGAGCGGGAGACGCGUUCUAGUUUUUGCUCCAGGGUUUUACUGUAGCCAAGACUUCAAGUCUACGGACCACUAACUUAGUUCCAGCUGUAAACGAGGCAAAAACAGAAUCAGUCGUUGUACUAAGACUUUCUCUAGCGCAAUUUACUCGCCACAUCAAAAAGAAAAAUACACGCCGUCUACAAGCAGCAACCACUGUCUUCGCGCCGUAGUUUUUGCUUUUCCACGUAUGCUGCACUUCUGGUCGCGGCCUUAGGUGCGUGUUAGCAUCUGUGCUGUUUGAAAACAAAACAUCUUUCUGCUGGUUCUCGCGGAAACGAAAAGAGCAACGAAACUUCGAUUCCAGGAGCUUGGAUGAACUACAUUGCUCGAUCUUGCCUGUUGAUGUUAGUACAUUAAAAAUAGUAGAGCGCUACUAGGAAUAUCUACUACGUACAGCGAGAUUUCUCUCAAGAACGGUUUCCGAAAUAUCUCGAGUUUGUGGUGCUGUGUCGGGCGUAAUCAACAGAGUAAAUCGAAGGAAAAAGCCGAGCGGUUCUGAUACGUCGCAAAACACUCUACUUUUCGAAACCAAGCUGCUGCAUGUAGAAGGUUGGUACGAGGCAAAACUAACAAAUGUAGGUCAGCACCGGACCACGAGACACUACUUCGAAGAUAGCACAGACAUAAGACUACGUUCCUGUAGCAGCCUCCCGUUAUUUGUUGCCGACGCAGAGCAACGGCUGUGCUUCGGAGAAACAGGAGGACCAGAAGACCAUUUGUACUAGUUGGAGACGUCGCUCUCAACUCGGAACUGGAAGCCGUGUUUGCAGGAGAACACUUUUUGUAAGAACAGCAUGAAUUCCAGCGACUAGUACUACCACACAAGUAUCAAGUAAGUUACUUACUUAGUAGAUGAUAAAGUCUAGUAAAGCAGCCUCAAGACGCGAGGACCCUGUGGGCCAGUGACAAGUAACAGUAGCAGCAGGUCGUACUACUUGGAUAGAUAUCGGAGACAGCGUAAACAAGUAGUCCGUAUUGGCGAAGCAACCAGAGCUGCCCUAAUAGGAACAUUUGCCUCAUUCGGUAUCGCGUGGGACGAAACCACUGACGAAAGCAACAACUCGAAGGGGAUUCGAGGCGGAGCCACACCAUUGACUUUGAUCCGCGGUACUUCUUAGGUUUUACUUCUCCUUGGGUUCUCUCUGCCGCUUCUCCUCUACAGCCAAGACUUCAUUUUGACUACAACACCAAUUAGGCGUUAUUCAAGCUUCUCUUCCAGAAGAACGAGUAGCGCGAGUACGAUUUUUUUUACGACAAGCUGCUGUACCGGACGACGAAGACUUUUACUAGUACGUACCACGUUGCCGUCUUGCGGAGGAGGUUUUUCAGGGUUAUAAUACACGAGCUGGCCAUCAUCUCGCGGGCAGAGCGGUGAAAAAUGGGAGAGAAAGCACGUCCCGGAGAACACAGCUAUGAGCGGCUUCGUGAGGUUAUGCCGUGCGCUGAGCACGAGAAUGAGUUCUGGAUUCGCGACGUUACGAGAUAUCAAGACGGCGAAAAGAUUCGGUCGGAGCCCUUUCAAAUUGGGAGCUUCAGGUAGAAGUGAGGAAAUGAAAAUUAUCAAUCACAAAAUAAAGAAAAGCGACGACUAUUUUCAAUUUUAUUUUUUGCAAGAGAUAUUCUCGAAGAACCACGGAGGACGCGGAGACUACUUAUCCACCGCAUUACUUUGUGGCUGAUCCUCACAUAGUAGAUGUUGUCCAAAAAAGUCUCAUCUUCAAACAUUCACUUUUUUUCAUAACUCCUGGAACAACUGCUCAAUCCUCUAGGUAUCGGCUGUUAAUCUUUCCUUUUGGCACUGGGAACUCCCGAGGACCACCUACUUUUGCUGGCUUCGUAGAGGCAGAUCCGCCUCCAACGGUCGACCAGGAAAGAUGGAUGUACCACGGUGUCAGGUACUCACACUUUGAAAAACAGAAAACGACUCCAAUCUGUGUGCAUUAUGAUGGAGACGACGUUGAACUCUACGAUUUCGAUAUAAACUUACUCACUUUCUUAUUUGACUUAUUUUGAGUAUCAUUUGUCACUGUGAACAAGUUAUCUUGAGCAACGUACUGAUAUUUGAGACGCAGGGAGAAUAGAGACUAACGCGGUCAUUUCUUAACCGAUUUACAGGUAUUCGAUAACGCUGAUUAACCAGCUGGAUUACAAUGAUUCUGUCCAUAAAAGCGACACCUGGACAUUUAGCAAAAGGGAAAUCGAUCGAGGAUGGCACGCUUUUAUCUCAUCAAAAGACCUAUGCGACCCCAGCAAGGGAUGGAUCAACAACGAGGAGGACAGGGCGGUAUGAUACUUAUUCUGUGUGUAAGUAUGAAAAUGAAGAUCAAGAUUUCUUGUUCAACUCAUCAAAUUCUAGCAUCGAGUUUAUCGUUUACGUUUACCUUAAAUGUGACGAGAAUAUCCGAAAAAAUUACAGUGCGUCAUGCGUGUCCAGUGUUAUUGCCGAAAUUCUGAAACUUUGUCGACGAUAGGGGGUGACUACGAUUCCAAGAAGGAAACGGGCUUUAUAGGACUGAAAAAUCAUGGCGCGACAUGUUACCUCAACUGCCUGCUUCAGACGCUGUUUCACAUCGGGAAGUUCAGAAAGCUGGUACAACAACUAUCGAUUUUUAUUGUUGAAAUUAUACAUAUAGGUAGUCGUAGAGGAUUUUUGAAAGUAAUCUCACCGGACGAGAUCGUCUUCUUUCUCGUGUUCUCUGGCCACGAACAAAACUUUUGCUCUUGCUCAUCAUUCUCCUACAAAGAGCGGCUCAAAUCCUUGAUCUACGUCAACAUUCGCCGUAGGUGUAUGAAGCCGACACGAGCGAGCAGGAGCCUGCAGCACCGCAAGGCGGUGAUAAGAAAGCAGCAGCAGUCGCCUCGUCAUCUAGUCACCAGGCUCCACAGCCUCCAAAUCUUCUCAAAGCCCUGCAGAAUAGCUUCUACGCGUACUUGCUCAUUUUCCUAAGAUUAACGAUCAUCAUCUUAACAGAAACAGUGGUCCAAAUCCAACUAGUGCUAGUGGUGGCAUCAAUAUGAUUUCCCUCUACUUGUACCACAAGUUAGUGUAGAUGCUGGAGUACUAGAUAAAAAUCAAAGUUGUCAAGAAGAUCAAUAAUGGGUAGUACGAAUAUGCCUACAGCAGCUCCUACAUUGCCAGCAUGAUUUUGAAUGUUUUCUCGUAUCACAAACAUGAUAAUAAGAAUAUUCUGACAUCUUCAGCUUGCAGACCUCAUCGCAGGCGGGAAACUGUAGGGAAUUGAUGCGCUCCUUCGGCUGGGAAAGCGUAGAUGCCUUCACACAGCAUGACUAUCAGGAGCUGAACAGAAUUUUGCUGGAUAAGGUAGAGGAGAGGCUAAAGUCAAGCCCAAAACUAGACGGGGAGAUUAAGAAAAUGUUCGCGGGAGAACAGGAGUCCUACAUAGAGUGCACAGACGUGGACUACGCAUCCAAAAAACUGGAGCCAUUCUACGACAUAAAUCUCAACCUGAAGACAGACGACGGAUCGUAUUCGACAUAAUAUUAAGAAUAGAUUGUAGUUCCUGACGUUCUUGAUGUUGAUGGUGAUGUUGAUUUUCAAUUUUGGGUGUUGGUGAUUCAUCUUUCUCCUACCUUUUGAAAUUGAUUGCACAGGAGGCUUUUCAUGAAGAGUAUGUAACGAUUGUAUCAAAAAUGAAAAUCUACAUUUUCGAAUGAGGAACAAUUCAUCUCCCCCUCUUGUUCCAUCAGGUGGGUGAAUAGUUUGGAGGAUGCGUUCCGGGAUUAUGUGAAGGAGGAGAUUAUGGAGGGCGACAAUGCCUAUGACGCCAGCGAUGGCGGCUUCGGCAAGCAGAGGGCGAAGAAGGGAAUCCGCUUCAAGUCACUUCCACUCAUUUUCAACAUCCUGUUGAAGCGAUUCAUCUUCGACCUGGAAACGCUAGACACGAUCAAGACCAAUAACGAGAUGCGGUUUCCGAAACGCAUAGACUUGUCAGAAUACAUCCCAGGGAAUGAGCCAGCCAUAUAUACCUUGUUUGGCGUCACGGUGCAGACGGGAACUGUGAGCAGUGGGCACUAUUACUGUUUCCUCAGGCCAUGGAUGGAAGAAGAAAACGAAGUCGGAAUAACAAACUGGAUCCGAUUCGACGACGAACAGAUCACGCGUGUUACAGAGUACCACUUACUUUUAUGAUGUCCUCUUCAACAUGCACUACUUCGUCCUGUACAUAAUUGAAUAAGUAAUCGUAAACGAAUGCUAGAAGAAAGGCCAAAUAACACGUACUUGCUUAUGCUUUGUUGUUAAUCUAAGUAGAUGUUGAAUAUAGAUCGCUUUAUUUUCAUUUGCUCUUGCCGAUCGACGUAGUAAGUUUCUACUAGUUGCGUGCGUGGAGUGUUAUCACGACACGACUGAUUUGGAAUCUAUUCUCCAUUGUUUCUACAGCUACGCAGCGAUGCACGACAAUUAUGGCGGCGAUGACCUGAAUGUCCACGAUUACUCGAAGUGUUCGAUACAGGAGCUGAUAGAAAAACAGUAUUGGAAGAGGCAAAACUGGCCCAAUGUUGCCCAGCGAAUUAGCAAUGCGUACAUUCUCGUGUACAUUCGGGAAGACCAGGUCCAGGAAAUGCUGAAACCCCCACCACCCUCACCAGCUCUAGUGGACCGCAUACAACGCGACAUAGAGCAAAAACAGAAGGCCAAAUACGAAGAACAAACAAGGGUACUUGUUGUUCAUCAUAAGGGAGCAUGAUAUAAUUGUUGGUGUUCAUGUAAGUAGUUGAAAUAAGAGUAGUGUCAGCAUAGUCGUUCCUGGAAUAUGUUAUGCUACAAAAUUUUAUAAAAUUCACAGGUUCUCGUCCAAGUAGUUAUGGAGCGUGAUCUUUUAGCGAAGCAGCCAUGCGGAUUCUGGGACACUCAAGAAGGGACAUCGAAUACUCUCCUGGAAUAUUUUGACGCGCCAAAGGAAACCGCUAACAAGGUAAUCUGGCAGAAGUUGCAUGAGGGAGUGAAAGCAUUAUGGAUGGAAAAAGUCAUGAAGUGUCUUUUUUUGAGAGUACGUACAUGUCGCGGUAACCACAAUGAUUACUCAACUCAGAAGAAUUUCAGCAGGACUAAAAUGAAAUCAGAUUUUUGCUCAGCUUCACAAAAAUAGUACUUGUUGUAUUUGUAAUAUAUUGUGACAAAGACAAAAUAUGUACUGGCUAAUAUUGCGCAUAGGGCCAGCGCCAUGGUUCUUCUGCGUACGGCAUCAUGUGCCAACUCUCUUUCAUUUUGAGCCGCGCAGGACCCGAGUACAGGAGUACUUUGCACAGAGGAGCCACUGUUUGCUAUCGAGCAUUUUGCGAUGUUCGUACUCAGAAGGCGAUCAAAUAGGCAGAUUCGGUUCAGCGUUCUUAAGGUCAACCACAGUAUCAAGGAGACGCUAGGAAACGACACGCCAGUAGAAGUCCAUCGGUUCGGCUCGCAGCCUUUAGACACCCACACGCCGAAAAUGACAGUACUGUUGGAGAUUUUGAUUCGCCUGAUGAUUAUGGUAGCUACAACUGCAGCCGCGCUUGCAUUAUUUUCAUGUUUAAUAAGUAUAAAAAGUGGCGUGAUUAUGUCGAUCAACUACAAGAAAGUGAGAGAUAUUAACAGGUCCUUGCACUUGCAUGCAAUGGCUACGAUCCGGAGUCAUUUCUUUGGAAACCAGAGGAGUGGCACUUACACGGGAACGAAAGGGAUGAGAAGCCAAUGCCGAUAUACAAUACGAACGAAGAGGAGCAGUGCACUCUUAUCAUAAAGUAUUUCUGUCCUUAUACGAAAAAUAUCAUGAUGUUGGGCUGCGUCUACACUAGCUACCAGAAGCGGAUAUCUACGCUGCUUCCGUGGGUUAUGCGGCGGCAAAAAGCAAUCGCGGAAAAAUAUCCGACACUCUGCGAGCCCGCGCCACCACAGUGCAGGUGGGGCUGCUUUGAGGAGUUCAGCAACACAGAACUCAAGGAGCUCAAAAUUGACGACGGUAUCACAGUGAUAAUACUUCUAUUUGAUCUACUAGGCACUAGCACCACGAAGCUUCCUAAAGUCUUCCCUGUACAGCUGCUGCCUCCACAACUAGCAAUUUUUUUUAUCCUCUUGCCAUUGUUGUUGAGGAAGAGCUUACUGUGAUAUAUUAUAUUUUAUAAGAUCAUGAAUGUAGUUUACAUCUAUUUGAUCUGCAACGAGUCGCUAAGCAAUGCCAAGAUCGUCUCGUUGUACGCAGAUGACAGUCAUCAUUGAGUCUACUACAAUCGUGUCUCCUGUAGAAGUACCUUGUGCGUCCUCGCCUCUUCAUUACUAGGCAUAAAAGGAGCUGAUCUGUAUACCGGUGACAUUCUGAUUUGGCAACCCCUUGAUGUUGAGUCGGAGCAGCAAGCGCCACUCAGAGACGAACCCCCUUGUAAUACGGUGGAGCAGCUCGCUCAGAAUAUUCAAAACAGAGCCACGGUACUUAUACUAGCUAGCACAGCCGCACUCAUACUAAUAUUACGUCAUCAUCGUCUAUAAUUAUAUUCUGUUGAUAGACAGCAUCGGCUUCGGCGCCAUACACUAUUAUAGUUUGAAAGCGUGGGAUAAUUGACUAAAUUGCAAUUUUUCAUAUUCUUGGUCUACAGUCGUAGUUCCACCAGUUACUGCUUUUCUCUUCGUCUUCACCUCGCAGUUGCGAAUAAUCUUCCACGAUGCGUCUGAGCCUUGGGCCAUCGAUGGGGUUACAGCAGAAGCAUCAAUGUGGAAUGCCGGUGCGAAAGUCGUCGAGGAGGACGAAAAUGGUUCAAAUUCUGAACAAGAUACCUCCAAAAGAUGCCACGAAUUUCAAGUCGAUCUAAGAGCCAAGGUUGCGAAUGUGCUCCAGACGGUAUUUUCGAUGAAAGAAGUUGAUGAAGUGGGCUGAUGUUAUUAUUUCAGUAGGACCUCGGGUUUAAUAUGUUAUGCGUCUAGUAUUUCUUUGAUGAAUUACACGUCCUCCUUAGAAGAUGAAGUAAAUGAUAGAACCUGCUGUAGUAGUUGUACGUAAAUAAAAAUCCCUUGCAAAAAUUUUCGCAGUAACAUCAUUUGGAAUCAAAUCAGAUUGCUACGCAUUUUGGAGUGACCAAUCGAGAUCGGCUUUGGAUUUUCCGACAUGCGCCGGCAGGCAAUUACGAGGAGCCUCUAUCACCGCACAAGAAUAAGGAUGAAGAGGCAAUGACCUUGAAAGAUCUCGGCGGCCUUCCUGUGCCUCGACAGCUUACCCUUCAUGCCGUAGAGCUCCCAGAAUAUCCAAAAUCCCUAUGGAGAAAACAAAUUCACAACCUGCAUGAGGACAUAGUGGCAGCAGACAAAACGGCGAAUUAUCAAGCGGACCCAGCGGGAAAGUCUCUCUCGGUAAAGAUAUUUUAUAACGGGAAGUAAAUCUUCUGCUGGUCAUGGAUGUAAGCAGCUAGUCGUGAUCUGCAUCACCGUGUUCUUUUACAAUGAUCUUUAACGUCAUCUUGGUAUUAAUCAACUUCUACUUCUCACACCAUUGCUGGAUAAUAUUGUGCACUGGAUAGUUCUUUCAUCGUAUCAGAAAAUCGCUGUUAAUAACUUGCCACACUUUCAAAUUCAACUUGAGAAAAUAAAUACGAGGACUUCCUGAUCCUGCUGAACAAUUGUAGCGACCUCCUCCUUGUUCCCAUUAUACCUAUGACAUGGAAAAACUCAGAUCGUGUUGCGAUAUUUCGACGAGCAUGUGGAAGAGAAGGGUAUGGCAGUGCUUCCGGAGUUGCACUACAAUACCACAGCAGCGGAUGCCAUAAGGGCAGGCUUGCAGAAAUUCCUGAACAGAGAACCAUCCCCGGAGGUACACAACUAUCUUUAUCGUGAACAACUCGUUAAAUGAUUCCACAAGAGUAUUCAGAAUUCAGAAUGAUGAUUUCUAGUACUUCUUCAUCCUUGACACUUCAACUUCUGCAACACGGAUGUAAAACUGCCAUUUUCUUUUUAUUUAUCAUGGGAGAGCGACGUAGGACACUUUAAAUAUUUUUCUUCUAGUUGAUAUCAUAACUUUUUACAUCAUAGGACGUGAAGGGACAUCGACUCUGCGUGGUGAGUCUGAAUGGAAAACAGCUAGAUAUAAUACCAGAGGAUGUCGUUAUCCGGGAGAUUGAGAUCGUCCGAAGACCAAACGUCCUAUGGCACUGCCUGAGGUUAGAAAAGGCAGCCGAAAGUAUUCUUAUUUUUUUCUUGAUGGUCUUCUUUCUCAUGCGGUCUACUUAAUCAAAUAAGUUUUCGUGUAUUUGAACCUCGCCACUCAACGAACUAGCGAGUGGGAGUACAACAUUCUUAGUAACAUUAACAUAGAUUAUGAGUAUGUCGUUCCACUUGUUUCUGCAGGUGCGACACCACCAGAUGGGGCUGAUCCUAUGCAAGUUGAUGGUAGCACUACGAAUACUAUGACUAUGGUUACGUGCUACCACGCAGAGCGAAGCAACACGACAAUUCCCUACGGACAUCCGUUCUUCCUCCCGAUCUACGUUACGGAUACGGUAUGAUUAAAGUAUAGGUCCUCGUACUCACACUGGAAGAAGUAGUAGUCGUCGCAAAAAACUCGUUACGUCCUACUUGAGAAUCAGGGUACCUUAUAUAUAUAAUUCCGCCGCCUCCAAUUACUUAUAUAUGUUCCAGGGCGCGGGGCGACGGCCCCCGUCCCCCCCCUAGCGGGGGGGGGCGGGCGCCCUGGACCCCUUUUUGAGGCGUCUGCCGGGGGAGGAAGGCCUCAAAAGGGGGCCAAGGGGCCACCCUCGGCCCCUUCCCGAGCUCCCCUGGAGGUCUGGGAAGUAGGUGGAAGGCCUCAAGGGGAGACCAGGGGGCUCGCUGCCUCCUUCUCGUUUGCAUGUACCCUACAGACUUGAAGGGUUAGAUGGCUACAGACAAAAGGGGCCCACGGGACCGCCUGCGCCCCCGUCCAGGUGCCUGCGUGUGCCCUCAGUGCAUCCGGUAGGCUUCGCCGCCGCAGCAGUGCGCCGGCAGCGGAAGGCCUCCGAAGACGGCAAAAGGCGAGGGGCUGGACCCCCUGAGCCGUGCCGCCUGUACCCUCCGGGCCCUUGGUCAUCGGCUUGCUUGCUCUUGCGACCGUGGCCCUUAGGAACACGCUGAGAGGCCCAAGGGGAGGCCCGCGCCAAGUUUUGACGCCUUCCACCACUAGAAUCCGCGAAAAAUCCGCGCGGAAAAGCGCGCGGGGGCGCUGCCACAGACCAGACCACAGGGGGGGGAGGGGGGGCCGUUCGGCCCUGAGUCAUAUAUCAGAGUAGUUUAUAGCACGCAUGGAGUGCAUGGAGCGCAUGGGCCGCAGAGCUUUAAGGGGCGCAAGAAGCUCCCCCUUUAGCUCCAUGCUACUCCAUGUGAUCCAUGCACUCCAUGCCAUGCGAGCUGUGAAACCUUAUAAAUUGCUCUGAUAUAUAUAUAUUAUAACCAUGAGAAGUCAUCGAGGUGCAAAAUACUUAGUAGAGGAACAUAUAGCACAGUUGCGGAAUUCUCUCACCUGCUCUUCCACAGCCACUCAAAUUCAUCCAGGUUCCAGCGAUAAAGCAGAGAGUGAAGGAUAAACUCCGAGUUCCAGAGCGUGAGUUCAAGCAAUGGAGACUUGGUAAGGUGUUGCCGCCCCCUUCUGAGAGCCUGCUGUACGAGCAUGCACAGCGCAAUUUGCUGCGAGAUGAAGACUCGGUCCUUGAAAACUUCUUUUUAUGAACCCAACUAACACCAAAUACUUCUAAGCCGCUGCAAUCAUUAAAAGCAAGGAAAUACGCUAGCAAUUAGUUAUUGCGCUCCGUGAUCAUGGAUGUAAGCACGCAGAAAGCAAAGGAAUACGCCAGGGCUAGCAGCAAACAUGAAAAAUCCUCCAAACAGCCCUCCCCUUCCUUUACCUCCACAAAUUCCUAUUCGUUUAAGAUUCAAUGAACUAGUUUAGGGGUGAUAGAGUUUGUUGGUUUGUUUUGAUGCGCUCCGGGCGCCGUGUACGAUCCCGCCGGAUUUCUUUUUGCUCUGUGUGUGUUAUGCUAUGGCCGUCAUUGCGAUCGACUAUGGUGCGCCUAGUCAGCACAGUCUUCGCCAGCUGCAGCUUUUAUGGCAUGUCGGGCGCGGUGUGCAGGCGGCGGCGACUGUGCGGAGGUAGCGCCUGGCGGUGAGGCGCGGCCGGGUUUGGUUGACGUCUUUGCGACCUGCGUGCUCCGUUCUUCGCGUUCUCGUUCUGCCUUCGUUCUCUUACUCUUUGUCUUUGCGUGCUAACUUUCUUGUCUCCUCCUUGCUCGUUCUUUGUUCGCCACCACGCACCUACCUCGGCCCCCGUCCUAUCGUAGCGGGCAGCGAUGGGCUUACCACAGCGGCCGCUGCUCGUUUCCCCUUGUCUUCACUGGAGGCGUGGCGGCUGCGCUCGCAAGAACGCACCGCUGAAGUUGGUCGCCAAGUCGCGCAGGUAUGGGAUGAGCUGCUUCGGGUUCGACGCAGCCGCCCCAACAGUCGCCGGAAUACCGUGGGUCUCUGCUAGUGCUUGGAGGGCGGGGCACUUUGGUAGGUGCUGCGUGCUUGCCGCAAGGCCAGGGCAAAACGGGCAGCCAACGUCACCCCCGGUGACUCCGCUCGCCAAGCGUCUCAGUCUGAAUGCGUAGGAUCUCCGCUCGCCCUCCCGCGAGCAUGCUACGCCCCGCAAGAGGUCCUUGGCCUUGCGGCAGUUGCCUGUGUCUGUCACGGUCUUGGCCGUCUUGCUCCCUGUGCGCGCUGCUCCGCUUAUCUGGCGCGACUUGGGUGAGAGAGUUACCUUGACGCGCUACAAUCUAGUCCUCCUCCUCUCAUCAUUACUUUUACUGCGCCCCGUUGAACUGAAGAUGAUCAUAAAUAGAAGUUUGCAUGCUAAGUCGAUGAUCAUGGUGUCGGAUACGAGAUGAAAGUACGAAAGUACAAGUUGUAGUGCUCUAUUUCUGUUCACUUAUUUUCGACGCUUCUAAUCUCUCCUCCGGUACCGGAAGGCAGACGAGCUCCAGGGCCGCGGAAGAUCUGCAUCGAGCACGCGCAUCCUCCAGGUCAGAACCAGCAUAGGGGCCGGCAUAACCCGAAGGCCCGCGGAGCGCUCACAAUCAGAUAAACUCCUAUGGAAAGGAACAAGGCUCUUAUGGUGGACGGGAGCUACUUACAACUGUCCCAGCGUGGGCACAGUUCUACAACUUGGCGUCAGAUACAUUUUUGUUGAUCUUGAUUGAUACGAAUCGCAACAAGAUGAAAACGAUUUUUUUUACCUUGAUGUCUUGGUGUUGCGUCGGGGCAGAUACGGUUUCCACCUGUAGAUUCUGAUAGGUUGAGAACCAGGUGGAGGAUGCGGUUACUGCUGUGACGCACAUUCACCACAGGGAGGACUAGUUGUAUGACUUCUGGCAAAAUCGAUAUGAAUAAAGUGAUUUGUAAUAAUUUGUAUAUUCAGCCUCUUGGAAUCAUCAGCCUCGAGAAGUGCUGGCACUGUGCGAAAAACCCACGCGAAUAUUCGCAGGCUAUUGGUUUAAGAGUUCGAUCUCACGUGUUUCACUUUGUGACAUUAUUUUUAUGUGUCACACGCUACCACUACCUCCUGAAUCAGAAUCGAUGUCCGAGGUGGUAAAGUUUUUUAUCGAGGUUCUCUGUCUCGCCUCUAUUUGAACGUAUGUCUAUACGUCUACGGCCAUGUGGUCAACAACGACAACGACAGAGAUGAAAUGUCGGGAUAAUGAUUAUGCCGCUGAAGUUGUGGUCAGCGUUGUUAAUCAACCCUUGUCACCACGUUGUGAACGUGUAUCAUGCUGACAAGAUGAUUAUCUACAUGCUUAUUUAUCUUUUGUUGCAUCAUUUCCUACGUUUACUAAUAUUGCUGGUCAAAUAAACGUAACCUGUCAAUUUUGACGCGGCACAUUCAUAUCAAAUAUAAUACUACCACUUACCGUAAGUCCUAUUCAGAAUGAUCGGUAUUCGUUGAUUAGACUUUUUCAUUUCCGGCACGGGUACGUGUUUAUCUUCAUCUUCAAGAGCAAUAAUACCGGAAAAAAUAACAUAGGGGUAAAAGUGAAAGAUGGGGGUGCAUCUGCAUAAAAUCAAACCUCAAAGCAAGGAUUAAUAUGUAAUUCUAGUCGCGCUCAUGCUUGUCAAUAAUAAGCAGAUGAAAAAAGGUUAAUGUGCUUGGGAUCGAAUAAAUUUAGUUUUUUUUUUCGCAACAGAAAUGAGAUAAUGUAUUCAGUGAACAAGACCUUCAAGAAUAGCUAGUUACUAGAUCGACUGCUUGUCGUCUUGUUGUUUGUACGUCAUCCGUCCCUGAAUCUCCUGCCAGUUUAUGUACAUGGAUCCACGUGAAUACUGAGAAGGGAGAAACUUCCCGGAAUCUUCCCAGAAUCUUCCCGGAUGAAUCUAUCCCGUCUUCUCGCUAGCAAUGGCCUCGGAAUCUUUCCAGAAACUUACCCCAGUCACGACUGGGAAACUUUCUGGAAACUUCCCAGAACCUUCUCAGAAUCUUCCCAGAAACUUCCGAAAAGUCACAAAAGUAGCGAAGUUUCUGGAAAGUUUCCGCGAAGUUGCUGCCUUCGGGAUUCACGUGGCUGGAUGUUUCUAACCAGUUCCCCUCUAUAUAUAUAAAUACCUGCUCAUCCGCCUCAACUCAGCCGGCGCACUUUGACAAAAGCUAGCCACUUACGAGAACCGCAUGUCAGAUGAUGGGCAUUCCAACCCAGCAUCCAGUUUUUGUAAUGGGCCGACCCCAACACCAACAAGCUCAUCGAGUUUAUUUCUCAAGCAGGCGACAUUGACACGCAGCUUCUACAAGUUCCGACCAUUCUAUAGGUCGCGCACGCUGCUGCGUUUGUGGGGCGGCGUACUUCCUCUCUCAUCCUUUUUAUUGUGGAGGAAUAGGAAUACUAUUACUCGUCUCAUGUACCUCAUCCAUGAUCAGACAGGAAAGAAAAAAAGAUGACAAAAUCAAAUUUUCUACUAGCGAGUCGUAGAAGAAGGUCCAGAAGCACGGUUUGGAUGCGACUGAUUAGUCGUUAAUGGACAACUACAACAGCUGGUUCUAGUAGCGAGUCUCUAUGAUGAUGAUCUUGUACAACUCCCGUCUAAAAAAGAGCCUUUGAGAGAGCAAGAAUGUCGCAACCAACGAGGAAAAUCUGGGUCUUCUUGUAAUAAAGAUGAUUGUACUUCUAAUGACAAUGACUGAGAAGUGCUGUGACUCAAGACGAGUUAUCGAGGAUGAAGAACGAGC